ACAGCAGUAUAUCACAUUCACACUUGUAUCCAGCAACAAACUCACCACUAUUACAUACAGUAAACUGCUAAGUUAGUGCUAACUAUACCCACAAAACUCACCAGGAUGAGAUUUAUACGCCUGGCUAUCAUAGCCAUCAUCCAGUGGACAGUCGUGGUGACUGCCGUCGACUUCAACGACGUGUUCAAACUGGUCUCGUCUACCGUCUGCACCGUCAUGUCUGCGCCCAAACUCGGCAAAUGUGCCGACACUUUCAUCCAUGAGCUCCGGGAGUCGGAAGUGGAGGCCCUCAAGGCGUACAACGCCCGAGGCUACUGUUGCGCCUUCAAUCAUCUCAAGACCUGUAUCGUAGACAACGUCGACAACUGCGGCGACCGUAAGGAUGAAGUGGUCGACCAAUUGGUCUCAUCAGUGGUCGAUACAGUCAAAGACAUAUCCGUCUCAUCCGACGAUUGCGAUACAUUCACGGGAUAUGUGGGCACUGUUUUGUGUCAGCAGGAUUGGCUGUUGAUUGUGGAGGCAAUCGGACUGCUGUUCAUAUGUCUGACGGCCUGUUGUCAAGUAAUCCGAUGCUGUUGUUGUGGAUCAAGUGGUGGCCGAAGGAGUUACUCGACGCAGAUGCUGGUCGUGCCCGAGCGACAGAUACCCGGCCAUAAGUACCCGUAAUCUCAAUGUUUGUUAUAUAAAUAGUAUUUUUU
Molecule: messenger RNA, 698 nt
Organism: Oppiella nova
Lineage: Eukaryota; Metazoa; Arthropoda; Arachnida; Sarcoptiformes; Oppiidae
Source: the annotation of a GenBank genome assembly